Carassius carassius (crucian carp) is the source of this 2213-nucleotide messenger RNA. RefSeq names its product limb region 1 protein homolog. The record is from RefSeq and is a predicted model, not a curated record. Gene Ontology annotation, molecular function: transmembrane signaling receptor activity. Bases 146 to 1624 code for a protein of 492 amino acids. The transcript is spliced from 17 exons. Gene Ontology annotation, biological process: signal transduction. NCBI's taxonomy places the organism in Eukaryota, Metazoa, Chordata, Actinopteri, Cypriniformes, Cyprinidae.
UAUUUGGCGCCGAGACUCGAGCGCUGUCAAGUCAGUCGAGCUCUGCUCCGGUAGUCUGUUUAUCUCACAGAGGCGCUUUCUCUUACAGCGAAUGGAAUCGACACACAAAUGCGUUGCUAAUGAAUGUGUUUCUGCAAUAUGAAGAAUGGAAGAAGACGAUGUGACGAUUAGAGAGCAGAAUUUCCACAGCCAAGUGCGCGAGUACAUUGUUUGCUUCCUCCUGUUUGCAGUGCUGUACAUUGUAUCGUACUGCGUCAUCUCACGCUACAAGAGAAAAAGCGAUGACCAGGAAGAUGAGGAUGCCAUCGUCAACAGAAUAUCUAUGUACCUGUGUACAUUCACACUGUCAGUGUCUGGAGGGGCUGUCCUUCUCUUACCAUUUUCUAUCAUCAGUAAUGAGAUCCUGCUCUCCCUGCCAAAAAACUACUACAUACAGUGGCUCAAUGGAUCACUCAUUCAUGGCCUGUGGAACCUGAUGUCCCUUUUUUCAAAUCUCUGUCUCUUUGUGCUGAUGCCUUUCGCCUACUUCUUCCUGGAGUCCGAGGGCUUCGCUGGUUCGAAAAAGGGCAUAAAGGCUCGAGUGCUGGAGACGUUUGUCAUGCUCUUUCUGCUGGGUCUCCUCAUCCUGGGCAUUGUAUGGGUGGCGUCCGCUCUCAUCGACAAUGAUGCCGCCAGCAUGGAAUCGCUCUAUGAUUUAUGGGAGUUUUAUCUGCCAUACCUCUACUCCUGCAUCUCUCUGAUGGGAGGCCUGUUGCUGCUUAUGUGUACUCCAGUAGGACUGUCACGCAUGUUCACAGUGAUGGGCCAAUUACUAGUCAAACCCACAAUUUUAGAGGAUCUGGAUGAGCAAAUUUAUUGUAUACAGCUGCAGGAAGAGGCCUUGGAGCAUAGACUCAAUGGUAUGAUGUCAAACUCUUAUUUCCAUGGAAACUCUCAGCUCCAUCUCUACAAAGAGCUGGACAACAUUCGCAAUCAGAGGAACAAACUCGAAAGGAGAAAGAAGGCCUCAGCCUGGGAAAAGAACCUCCUUUACCCCAUAGUGAUGCUGAUCCUGCUUGCUGGAACGGCGAUUUCUGUUCUACUGGUUGCCCUGAACAUUGUGUACUUGCUUGUUGAUGAGACGGCUUUGCCAAAGGGUUCAACGGAAGGAAAUAUUGGCAAUGCCUCCUUAUCCAAAUUUGGAGUUGCCCAGGCAGUUAUUGAAAUCAUUCUCAUAUUUUAUCUGAUGGUCUCAUCUGUGGUUGGCUUCUAUAGCCUUCGCAUCUUUCAGGAGCUCACACCCAGAAAGGACGACACUACCAUGACAACGAUCAUUGGUUGCUGUGUAUCCAUUCUAGUGCUGAGCUCGGCCUUGCCUGUCAUGUCCCGAACACUUGGAAUAACAAGGUUUGAUCUCCUGGGUGAUUUUGGACGAUUUAAUUGGCUUGGAAACUUUUACAUCGUACUUUCGUACAAUCUUCUGUUUGCUGUAGUAACCACAUUGUGUCUGGUCCGAAAAUUCACAUCUGCUGUGCGAGAGGAACUCCUCAAAGCCCUCGGUCUGGAUAAAUUAAAUCUGUCCAACAGUACGACAGAUGCAGAGUCGGGGAAACAUGCUGUCAACGGGCAUCAGAAAACUCUGUGAGAACAAAAUCGAGCCAUUCUCACACAAACUCAUGUGUAUGCAGUUGGCGUCUUCAUUUUAAGAGUACAGUGGUAUUUAGUCAGAGAGUGGAAGUGUUUAGACUUUGAGAGGUCAACCUACAAUACAGUAGUGUAAAUACCACUGUACCUCACUUCAGAAUGCUUCCAGCUUCACAAAUAUUUUAUUCGGGUUAGUAGUGUUUGUUGUUCAGCUUGUAAAUGCUUUCAUUUCAAUUCUUUUAAGUGAGAACAUGUUAUUUUCUUGCUGACCUGCACGCCUAAAAGGCCCCCUGACUGCACCCUUCAGUGAGGGAUUAUUAGUAUUAUUUUAUAUUAUCUAUAAUUCUUUCUCUAGUUUGAUUAGGGGAAAUAUUAAGCUGUUUGCCAAGCUGAUCAUUUCACGUUUAAUGAAGCAUGCAUUAGUCUCAAUUAGGGCUUAUAAUUUUCCUCCUUAAUUAUUAUUUGAUUGCAUUUUGUGCCCUCGUAGAUCAGUAUUUUGUAAAGUUAAAUAGACCUUGUUAAAAGAAAUGGGUUUAGUUCCCAUAAAAACAGCACACAAAUGACAUAAACAUGUUUGUUAAUGACAAGAG